ACAAAAGGAUAAAAGGACAUGGCAUUUAUCCAUGUAGGGUCUUCUUCCUUCUCUUAACUCUCUACUCUGCUGAAGGAUUCCCUCCUCCUCAUACCAAUCCAACCACGUAAUAGGAAAUAAUUAAUGCAGCCCUGAUUCCCUUUCAUCCAUCAGAUCAGACCCGGACACAUGAGCUCUUUCUCUCUCCCUCUCUCUCUCUCCACUCAUCAUAAUCAACACUCGAUACUAUUGAUCAUUAUCCACUCUUAAAACAAUCAUCUCUCGAAUAUCAACAAUAAAUUCAUGUCUUCUUUACUCAUCCUUAUUCCAUUUUCUUCUCUUUCUUCUUUUCCCUCUUUUUCUCUUAUACUCUUUCCUUUUUUCUCUCGCUGGAUCUCUGGAACGACAAGAAGGGGGAACGGAUUUCCUAUUACAUCGAGUGGACUACGAAAAUAGCUCUUUUUUUUUUUGUUUUUUUCCGAAUUGUUUGAUCCAACCACAUCCACAAUGUUGUCCGCAGAGGAUGCGGCCAUUGCCAAUUCUUUGUCCCAAACCUUGUUUCCAGGGGCCUAUGCGCCCUUCCCUGUCUCGUCAGCAAGUAUAUCCGAAGCAUCAGCAUCAACAAGUGAAGGAGAAGUUGUUUUCGGAAAUAUUGUCACCACAAGUCGCGGCAAUGAGCAGACGACAACCACGACGACGCCCAUUGUAAGCAGUAACGAUUAUCAUCUCUUUUUUGAUCCUUUGCAUAUACACCAAGUCCAAGGCCAGAAUCAACAACAUCGCAAUAAUGGAAACAAUGGUAUCAAAAGGGCCAGAGAAUGGACAGCAGAUGAGCUACAGGCGCAGUAUUUGGAUGAAGUGGAAGAGUAUCAAUGGACACAAACUAUGGCUAUUCGGGCCAUGCUUCAACAGCAGCAACUGGGUGCGCAGGCGCACCCACAGACCUCAACCAUGUCUCAGACGUCUCAUCUUCAGCCGCCGCAACAUCAACCCCAAUAUCAAUACCAAUACCAAUAUCAAUAUCAAGAGCAGAGCGGCAUCAUUGGAUCUGCUACAACUGCUCGGCAAUAUCGUAAUCAACCACUCCAAUCACAAAGCCGGCCUUUGAAUCAACAACAACAGCAUCAACAACAACUUCAGCAUCAAGAACGACAUCACAUGCAUAACAACCAAACGACCAUCAUCCCUCUCACUUUACAUUCUCAGUCGUAUCAUCCACCUCUAAGACAACAUCAACAAACAUAUAAUUAUAAUAAUAUGCCAAGAGAACAUGUGGUCCCAACGAUGAGUUCAGCUCCAGAUAUCGUGAGAGCAAUGGGAUCUAGUAUCCCAGCUAUUACGAGUAUGAGUCUGAAUACGGACACAACUAUGAAUACAGCUAUGACUACGAGCGCUACUGUUGCUGCAAUGCCAAGUCCUGUCUUUGGCGUGACUUGGAGCGGUGAUGAAAGCACAGCUCUACUAUUACAACAGCAACAACAACAGCAGCAGCAACAGCAGCAACAGCAACAGCAGCAACAGCCAUUACAGGCCAAUUACAAUGCUUCAGCGCAGCCACCGACGCUAUCAUUGAUUAGCGGUGGAAUGGCCAAUAACAAGAGCAAUAGCGAUAAUAGUGACAACAGCAACACCAACCCGAACUUCAACAACAGCACGCUUCUUAACUUUAACCAUAUUCCACAGCAAUAUGCCACAUAUUCAAUAUCUUCUCCUUCGCCUUCGAUAAUGUCUGCUACGGGAGAACAGCAAGAAUCUAGAUAUGGAAAUGUGUAUGGAUAUGGGGGUCUAGGGAUCUCUGCUCCUGUACCCUCCAUCCCUAGCUUUCCAUAUUUUCCACCGGCUAUCCAGGUAAGUUAAGCAUGCAUAACAGAGGUCCUUAUAGUAUUCAACUAUGUGUUUCUUAUUACAGAAAGACGAAUUAUGGUUAUGUUUGCGCGCCAACAUAUUUUUAUUCGACAGUGAUAAACACAAACACAGAACACAAACACAGACAGGGGUGCAGGGGUGAUGGAAUUUAGGGGAGGCCAACCUGGUAAUUUGUUAUAUUUUUAGAAACACACAAAAACAAACUCUAAAUUGAUCAAGCAACCCAGUCAAUUGCUUUCACACGCGCCUUUGAAUUAUGGUCGAGGCCUUUUCAUUG
Lobosporangium transversale is the source of this 2122-nucleotide messenger RNA. RefSeq lists its product as hypothetical. The transcript has a single exon. Bases 487 to 1836 code for a protein of 449 amino acids. Lineage: Eukaryota; Fungi; Mortierellomycota; Mortierellomycetes; Mortierellales; Mortierellaceae. The record is from RefSeq and is a predicted model, not a curated record.